AUGGCGGUUACAAAACGCGCAGGGCGCAAGAAGGAGACGGCGGCCGGCAGAGGACAGCCCACCUCGCAGUUCGCGAAGAAGGCCGUCUUCGAGACCACGAAGAAGAAGGAGGUGGGCGUGUCAGAUCUGACACUGAUCAGUAAGGUCUCAAACGAGGCCAUCAACGAGAAUCUGAAAAAACGGUUCGAGAAUGGCGAAAUUUACACAUACAUUGGGCAUGUGUUGGUAUCGGUCAACCCGUUCCGCGACUUGGGCAUAUACACAGACCAAGUCCUGGACAGCUACAAGGGCAAGAAUAGGCUGGAAGUGCCGCCCCAUGUUUUCGCAAUCGCCGAGUCAACAUACUACAACAUGAACGCAUACAAGGAGAACCAAUGUGUCAUCAUCUCGGGAGAAUCUGGAGCAGGAAAAACUGAAGCCGCAAAACGGAUCAUGCAGUACAUUGCAAACGUAUCAAGCGGGUCCAAUUCGUCGAUUCAGGAGAUCAAGGACAUGGUGCUGGCCACGAAUCCUCUGCUCGAAUCUUUUGGAAACGCAAAGACGUUGCGAAACAACAACUCCUCGCGAUUCGGAAAAUAUCUCGAGAUCCAUUUCAAUUCACAGGGAGAGCCUGUGGGAGCAAACAUUAAUAAUUACCUACUAGAGAAAUCGCGAGUGGUGGGCCAGAUUGUGAAUGAGCGAAAUUUCCACAUUUUCUACCAGUUCACAAAAGCAGCGUCACCACAGUAUCGGGAAAUAUUCGGUCUGCAACAACCGAAUGCCUACCUAUACACCAGCCGAUCAAAGUGUUUCGACGUUGACGGAAUCAACGACCACGCAGAGUUCGAUGACACCCUGAACGCCAUGAAGGUUAUUGGUCUCCAGCAAGCUGAGCAGGAUAAUAUAUUCCGUAUGCUUGCGGCGAUAUUGUGGCUGGGAAAUGUCUCCUUUCGAGAAGACGACUCAGGAAAUGCCUCCAUUGUCGACCAGUCAGUGGUCGAUUUUGUCGCAUACCUUUUGGAAGUGGAUGCGGCGCAUGUCAACAAAGCUCUUACGAUCCGAGUUAUGGAGACUAGCCGCGGAGGACGCCGAGGAUCCGUAUACGAUGUGCCUUUGAACUGCGCCCAGGCGAUGUCAGUACGAGAUGCGCUAUCUAAAGCAAUCUACUUCAACCUGUUUGACUGGAUCGUGGAGCGCGUCAACCUGUCCCUGAAAGCACGAAGCGAAACAGCUCAUUCUAUCGGAAUUUUGGAUAUUUACGGCUUCGAGAUUUUCGAGCGGAACAGCUUCGAGCAGCUGUGUAUUAAUUACGUCAAUGAAAAACUUCAACAGAUUUUCAUCCAAUUGACGCUGAAGGCGGAACAAGAAGAGUAUGAGCGAGAACAGAUCAAGUGGACCCCAAUCAAGUAUUUCGACAACAAAGUCGUGUGCGAAUUGAUUGAAGAGAAGAGACCACCGGGCGUCUUCGCAGCCUUGAACGAUGCUUGCGCGACAGCACACGCGGAUCCGACGGCAGCUGAUCAGACAUUCGUGCAAAGAUUGAACGCACUUUCCGGCAAUCCGAACUUCCAACCUCGCCAGGGUCAGUUCGUUAUCAAACAUUACGCUGGUGAUGUGUCGUACGCAAUCGAUGGCAUGACAGACAAAAACAAGGAUCAGUUGUUGAAGGAUUUGUUGAACCUGCUGGGCCAAAGUGGCAACACUUUCGUCCACACUCUCUUCCCGAAUCAAGUCGAUCAGGACAACAGGCGACGACCACCAACGGCCGGUGAUAAGAUCAAGGCCUCGGCGAACGACCUAGUCACAACCCUCAUGCAAGCCAAACCAUCGUAUAUUCGAACCAUCAAGCCAAACGAGAACAAGUCGCCAAAGGAGUACAAUGAGGCGAAUGUUCUUCACCAGAUCAAGUAUCUUGGUCUACAGGAGAACGUACGUAUUCGACGAGCCGGUUUUGCAUCCCGUCAAACCUUCGAUAAAUUUGUGGAGCGAUUUUUCCUGUUGUCGCCCAAGUGCUCGUAUGCGGGCGAGUACACCUGGACUGGAGACUACGAGUCUGGAGCCAAGACAAUUCUAAAGGACACCAAUAUCCCAAUUGAAGAGUUCCAAAUGGGCGUGACCAAGGUGUUUAUUAAGACACCUGAGACGCUCUUUGCGCUGGAGACAAUGCGCGACAAGUACUGGCACAACAUGGCCAUUCGCAUUCAACGCGCCUGGAGGAACUACCUACGGUACCGCAUUGAGUGUGCGACGCGCAUUCAACGAUUCUGGAGAAAGCUCAAUGGCGGCAAGGAGUUCAUUGAGCUGCGUGAUCAAGGUCACAAGGUUCUUCAAGGCCGAAAGGAGAGAAGAAGAUACAGUCUGGUUGGGUACCGAAGAUUCAUGGGAGACUACCUUGGUAUCGGUAAUAGAGGGGGACCAGGCGAGAUGAUUGCACAAGCCAUCGGAAUAUCGAAUGAGGAGGUACCCUUCUCAUGUCGAGCAGAGAUGCUGGUCUCGAAGCUUGGCAGAUCAAGUAAGCCAGAGCCACGGAUGCUCAUUCUUACGAAGAAAAAUGUCUACUUGGUCAAGCAGGUAAUGGUCAACAGACAGGUCCAAAUCCAAGCGGAUCGAACCAUACCUGUGGGAGCCAUCAAGUUCAUCAGCUGUUCUACGUUGAAGGAUGACUGGUUUGCAAUUGGUGCUGGAUCGCCUUCAGAACCGGAUCCACUGGUGAACUGCGUCUUCAAGACGGAGUUCUUCACACAUCUGACCAAUGUACUACGGGGAUCUCUGAACCUGAGGAUUGGUGAUACCAUCGAGUACAACAAGAAGCCUGGCAAACUAGCCAACGUUAAGGUAGUCAAGGAUCCUGCGAUACCACGAGACGACCUCUACAAGAGCGGUACCGUACACACCGGCCCCGGCGAACCACCGAACUCGAUAUCCAAGCCCACGCCCAAAGGCAAACAAGUGGCCGCCAAACCGAUCACAAAGGGCAAACUCCUACGGCCCGGUGGUCCCGGCGGCGGACCGUCCAAGCUGGCUAGUCGCCCAGCGCAACCGAAACCUGUGCCUCAGCCUGCUACUGUACCGCAGCCUGCUGUAUCACAACCACGUGUUGUGCCUCAGCCCGUUGCAGCGCUGUCAAAUGGUCACGACCGCAACUCGUCGGCAGCGUCGAACCGGGUUCCGCCGCCGCCUCCUCCGCCUGUUGCACCCGCAGCUCCCCCUGCCCAACCAAAGGAGCCAAGGUACAAGGCGUUGUAUGAUUUUGCGGGACAGUCGGCUGGAGAAUUGAGUUUGGGUAAGGAUGAGAUUAUCCUGGUCACGCAAAAGGAAGACAAUGGCUGGUGGCUAGCAUCCCGCCUCGAUAAAUCUGCGUCUGGUUGGGCACCUUCUGCUUAUCUUGAGGAAGUCAUUGUUCGUGCUCCUGCGCCUCCGCCACCCCCCCCUGCCCGUCCGGCAAACGGCAAACCAAAGCCCCCUGCGCCGCCAGGCAAACGUCCCGCAGCGCGAAAACCUGUAUCUGCUGUCAAUGGGGAUAGUGCGAGGGAUAGCGGAUACAGCGGAAGUGGGGGCAGCACGGUAGAAGCUGGGCCGAGAGAUAGUGGGGGAAGUAUUGCGGGGGGUUUGGCGGAGGCUUUGAGGCAGAGACAGGCGGCUAUGCAUGGCAAAAAGUCGGAGGAUGAUUGGCAAGAAUGGACGGUGGGGAGCGGGAGGGAGGGGAAGUGCGAGAUAGAAGUUUACUCCAAUAACGUAAAGAUAUUGUUUUUUCAUCUCAUUCUGCCGGCCUUUCUGUCUUGGCUGUGUUUCAUGUGGUUCUUGAAGGAAGCGGAUUGCCAAACAACAAUCAUCCAAGUUCUUAUAGGCAAGGCUAUGUCGGCCAGCUGA
Molecule: messenger RNA, 3849 nt
Organism: Plenodomus lingam JN3
Lineage: Eukaryota; Fungi; Ascomycota; Dothideomycetes; Pleosporales; Leptosphaeriaceae
Biological process (GO): vesicle transport along actin filament; actin filament organization; endocytosis
Cellular component (GO): myosin complex; vesicle; cell tip
Molecular function (GO): microfilament motor activity; actin filament binding; ATP binding
Source: RefSeq, a predicted model, not a curated record